This is a messenger RNA of Orycteropus afer afer, 827 nucleotides long. RefSeq names its product cysteine and glycine rich protein 2 (gene CSRP2). The record is from RefSeq and is a predicted model, not a curated record. Lineage: Eukaryota; Metazoa; Chordata; Mammalia; Tubulidentata; Orycteropodidae. Gene Ontology annotation, cellular component: cytoplasm; Z disc; nucleus. Gene Ontology annotation, biological process: muscle tissue development; sarcomere organization. Gene Ontology annotation, molecular function: structural constituent of muscle; actinin binding.
AAUGCCUGUCUGGGGAGGAGGAAACAAGUGUGGAGCCUGUGGGAGGACCGUGUACCAUGCUGAGGAGGUGCAGUGUGACGGGAGGAGCUUCCACCGCUGCUGCUUCCUGUGCAUGGUUUGCAGGAAAAAUUUAGAUAGCACAACAGUGGCAAUUCACGAUGAAGAGAUCUACUGCAAAUCCUGCUACGGAAAGAAGUACGGGCCAAAAGGCUAUGGUUACGGCCAGGGUGCUGGCACACUCAAUAUGGACCAUGGUGAGAGGCUGGGCAUCAAGCCAGAGAGUGUUCAACCUCACAGUCCUACAACAAAUCCAAACACUUCUAAAUUUGCUCAGAAAUAUGGAGGUGCUGAGAAGUGUUCCAGAUGUGGAGAUUCCGUGUAUGCUGCUGAGAAGAUAAUUGGUGCUGGGAAGCCCUGGCAUAAAAACUGUUUCCGAUGUGCCAAGUGUGGGAAGAGUCUUGACUCAACAACUUUGACUGAGAAGGAAGGUGAAAUCUAUUGCAAAGGAUGCUAUGCAAAGAACUUUGGGCCCAAGGGAUUUGGCUAUGGCCAAGGAGCAGGAGCCCUUGUUCAUGCUCAGUAAAGGUGUAAACCCCAGAAUGGAGCAUCACACAUGGAGAAUCUCUUCAUAAUCUAGGCACAGAUAAUCUCUUACAAUCUCUUAACAUUAAACUACUGUGAAAUGCGACCAGCAUUUAAGUACUGUGUAUUACUCUAUACUUGGACAGACUGGCCAACUUGUAAGAAGAGAGCAUUGUAUCCUUUUGCUUUAUUCACCACCAUUCUAAAGAACCAUUUCUUUUACAUUUUAAAUAAAACUUCAACUU